Lasiodiplodia theobromae is the source of this 333-nucleotide messenger RNA. RefSeq lists its product as uncharacterized. The coding region runs from base 1 to 333 and encodes 110 amino acids. The record is from RefSeq and is a predicted model, not a curated record. The transcript is spliced from 2 exons. Lineage: Eukaryota; Fungi; Ascomycota; Dothideomycetes; Botryosphaeriales; Botryosphaeriaceae.
AUGCUUGCUCUAGCCGCCCUACAUCUUGGCCAUCGCACCGAUUCCGCGGCGUUCCAGGCACAAGCUCUGGAAUUGUUCAAUGCCGCACCUCAGGCUCUCGAUGUAACGGCGGAAUCAGCCGUGCCCACCUUGCUCUUCUCCUCAAUGGUGGGCACACACAUGCUUGCCGACACGUCACUAUCCUGUCACGAUCCCAGUAUUGAUGAUGCAGCCCUGCUGGACCGCUUCAUCGAUGCUUCGAACAACGCCGUCAUGGCGGUGAAGCCGCGCAUGUUCAGCUCCGACAGCUUCUACAUGACCUUCAGGCGUCGGGUCUGCCUGAAGAUGCGCUAA